AUGAAGUGUUGGAACUGGGGGUUUGCUGUUGAUCAAACAAAGAAAUGUAGACUGACAGUGAUGAGCAAAGGGCGCAAAAGCCAACACGCUGAGGUCCAAGAGAUCGAGGAGCUGGACGAUGUGCAUCCUGGCAGUCCCUCCGAGGCGGAGGAAGAGGAGGAGGUUGAACCCCCAAAUUACUUGGGGUACAACGAGGUUGGGGAGCUAGUCGAUGCUGACGGAGACAUCCUGGUUGAGGGCGUGGACUACGUUAGUGAGGAGAUCGCCGCGGAGGUUCCUCAUAAAAGGCAGGGUGCCUUGGGCGCCAGGUUGUUGACCUCCGAUGAUAACCCUGUGAGGUACGGGCUGUAUCAUGAGGACUUUACUCCUAAGUCCGUGGCGGGGAAGAACAGGAAAUCUGGUGCUGGCCGGAUCGAACCAGCUCAUAAGGAGGAUGAACUCAUUCAAUUUAAGCGCGAGGCUAAGUUGAAGGGAGGUGCAAGGGACAAGCAAUAUGCUCAGGAGCCUUUGAAUCCUAAAGAUGAAGCUGAGGAAGAGCAGGUGACUCCAUUGAAGUGGAAGAAGAAACUCCCAGCCUCGCCCAAGCCUGUUGAACAUGCCAUUCGCAUAAGGGAGCCCAUUUCACCUGCUCGGCCAUCCCCUCCCGUGUUUGGAAAAAGGAAAGCUGUCAUGUCUGAGAUAAGAUCGAUGUCAGACAUGUCUCGGCAGAUGAUCGACGCUCUGAGGAAGAGAAUGGGCAGAAGCUCUAGCGCCUCUCCUCCGGCCAAGAAGUCUAAGGGCGGUGAGGGGUCCUCUUCAAAGGAAAAGAGACCUUCUGGGGAGGCACCAACUCCACCUUUGCCAGUGCUUCCAGAGGCUAAAAAGGGCAAGGAAAUGCUGGCGCGUGAACCGGCUGGUUCUUCAGUGCAGGCCGGUCUGAAGUUGGCCUACACUUACUCGCGGGCUAAGUCUGCUGCUUCCAAGAACGUGGCUUUGUCCGACACCUUGAAGGCGGAGGCGGACUUGGCCAAGAAGGAAGCUGAAGAAGCCAGAGCGGAAGCCGGAGCUAUUCGGUUGGAGUUGGGCGAAGCCAACAAGAAGCUGUUUGCCGCUGAGAAGAAAAUCACUGUGCUGACUAAGGAUCUUGAGGUUGCCGACCGUUUUGAGGAGACCAUCGAGAUCUUAUCUACUGAGGUAAACAGUCUCCAAGAUGAGAGGACUUCUCUGCGAGAAGUUCUUCAUCGGAUGAAGGAGGAAAAGGAUUCCAAGGAUGGGGAGCUUUCGACCGAGGUGGACAAGUUGAAGGAGAAGGUCAAUGCCUUGGAGACAACCGUUCUCGAGCUCUUCUUUGAUUUUUGGAAGGCCAAUCCCCAGGCGAACUUCGACUACUUGGGCGAUGCUAAGGACAUGUACCUUGAGUACUGCGCGGCCCAAGUGGCUUAUGGCCGAACCGAGGCGGCUACUUCAACCUCCGAUCAGACUGCUGAUGCUCCUCCCGUAUAA
Messenger RNA from Cannabis sativa, 1482 nucleotides. RefSeq lists its product as uncharacterized. The record is from RefSeq and is a predicted model, not a curated record. The transcript is spliced from 7 exons. The coding region runs from base 1 to 1482 and encodes 493 amino acids. NCBI's taxonomy places the organism in Eukaryota, Viridiplantae, Streptophyta, Magnoliopsida, Rosales, Cannabaceae.